Molecule: messenger RNA, 1563 nt
Organism: Cladophialophora psammophila CBS 110553
Lineage: Eukaryota; Fungi; Ascomycota; Eurotiomycetes; Chaetothyriales; Herpotrichiellaceae
Exons: 4
Coding region: 1-1563 (520 amino acids)
Molecular function (GO): iron ion binding; heme binding; monooxygenase activity
Source: RefSeq, a predicted model, not a curated record
AUGAUCUUGCAAGUCCGUCUAUGGCAGUAUUUCACCCUUGCGGCGCUCCUUGCGUAUGUCGCCUCAGUGUACCUUAGGAGAUACAUAAAUUGGAAGAAGGUCGUGGCCCUCGGUGCUCACUCGCCUCGGGUCACGACACGCUUCAUAUUUGGACUCGACUUUCCUGUCCACUCAACAUCGGCGAUCCUCAGGAAUCAGGCUCUGGAAUUCUGGGAAUGGAUUUACGAACACACCGGGACCGACAGCAAAGGGACGGGUUCGUAUACGGCAGAGCUCCAUAUCUUGGUGGAUGUCCGUGUCCUGUUCACAGCCGAUCCAGAGAACACCAAGGCUAUUUUGACCACGCAAUUCCAGGACUUUGGCAAAGGUGAAGAAUUCCACAAAGAAUGGCAUGACUUCCUCGGCGACAGCAUUUUUACCACCGACGGACAACAAUGGCAUAACUCGCGCCAGCUCAUUCGCCCAAUGUUUAUCCGUGAAAAGGUCGCCGAUCUGCCCUUGAUCGAGACUCAUGUUCGCAAUUUGAUAUCGCUGAUGGGGGCAGGGGACGGAUCCCCGAUCAUGUUGAAUAAGCUUCUCUUCAGAUUCAGCCUCGAUGCUUCCACCCACUUCCUGUUUGGGCACAGCGUUGGCAGCUUGGACAAAGAACAGUCAGAAUUCGCCGCUGCCUUUGACGAAGUCCAACGCAUCCAGUCCCUAGAAGGUCGCUUAGGACCUUUAAGACACUUCCGCAGCAAGAGGUCCUUCUAUGAAGGCUUAAAAACGAUAAACCAUUUCAUCGAGCCAUUCAUCAGCGAGGCACUUUCAAUGUCUCCGGAAGAGCUGGAGACAAAGUUGUCUCGCUCAGACACCUUUAUCCACGCGCUAGCCCGAUAUACAAGAGACAGAAAAGUGAUGCGCGACCAACUUGCGGCAUUGUUGCUGGCUGGCCGCGACACCACAGCCGGGACAUUGUCGUGGGUCUUUCUUGAAUUGGCGAAGAAUCCUCGAGUUGUCGAGAAAUUGCGCACGGAAAUCAAGGAAUUCUUAGGUGACGAUGGUCGACCACCAACCUAUCAGGAGAUUAAGGACAUGAAGUAUUUGACAUACACUAUCAACGAAACCUUGCGCCUUUAUCCGGUAGUCCCGUUCAAUGUCCGAUCGGCACUCACCGACACCACGUUGCCUCGAGGCGGGGGCAAAGACGGCAGUGCACCAGUGGGCUGUCCAAAGGGUACGGUGAUAGGAUACAGUACUUUGCUGAUGCAGCGAAGAAGAGACCUAUACCCGCCGAUCUCACCGUCCUUUCCCUAUGAUCCGCUCGAAUGGUGGCCCGAGCGCUGGGCGACAUGGACCCCCAAGGCAUGGAACUUCAUCCCAUUCAACGGCGGACCCAGAAUAUGUAUUGGACAGCAAUUUGCGAUGGUAGAAAUGGGAUACACGAUAGUCAGGAUUCUGCAGGAAUUCGACCAAAUCAUUGAUUAUGGGAGCAAACGCAUCCUGCAUGCACAGAUUAUCCUGACUCCGGCAGAGGGUGUGAAAGUGGGAUUUGUCAAGAGUACGAAGAAGAGAGAGAAGGCUUGA